Cinclus cinclus is the source of this 1389-nucleotide messenger RNA. It is a transcript of the gene MANSC1, whose product is annotated as MANSC domain containing 1. The coding region runs from base 40 to 1389 and encodes 449 amino acids. The record is from RefSeq and is a predicted model, not a curated record. The transcript has 3 exons. NCBI's taxonomy places the organism in Eukaryota, Metazoa, Chordata, Aves, Passeriformes, Cinclidae.
CGUGCCGGAGGAGCCCCGCGGGGACCGGUCCGGCUCACCAUGUCCCGCGGGGUCAGCCGCUGGCCGGUUCGCCUGCUGGUUAUCACCUGCGUGAUGGCCGGGCCGGCGCUGAGCCAGGAGUGCUCCGUGGAGAAGAUGGAGAAUUCCAUCAUCGAUAUAAACUUGUCCCUGCCCCGCGGCGUCCGGGGCGCGGAGCCGCUGCGCGUCCCCGGCGCGGGUGCGUGUGUCCGCGCCUGCUGCUCGGGGCGCCGGCUCGCAGGAGACAAGAAGUGUAAUUUGAUUAUUUUUUAUGCUGCAAGAACAAGUACACAUCCAAACUGCUACUUGUUUUACUGCCCUAGUACUGAGGCUUGUCCAAUGAAACCUGCAACAGGACUUGUGAGCUACAAGAUAACUACAGACAUCCAUGCCCCAGAGAAUAAAUCCAUCAAAACUGAGAACUUUUCUUCAAAUAAGUAUUCUUUGCCUUCGGAUACUGGAACCUUUAUUUCUCACAGUCAGAAUACCCAUCAGAAUCAUACUGCCAGUUUGCAGGAAUCUGUCUUUCAUCAGGCAUCUGAACUCCUGAACCACAUAGGCAAGCAUUUGGACAACAUGGAAUUUCUUACAGCUUUUCCUAAAUCUCACAGAGCAGAACAGUCUGAGAGCUUAGACCCCAUCUCAACGAAGAAGGUAAUUACCCUGCCACCAAACACACCUUCUGCUGUUCCAGUUGGAAACCCCACUGCUUCAUUCCCCACCACUGCUCAGGCAGGCACUCCUGAAACCAGCAGUGCUCCUCUCACUCCUCUGCUGACAAGUACUGCGCAGCUGGAGCCUCAUACAACCCCUCUGCCUCCCGAUGCUGCUGAACCGAACACAGCGCGCCCCACCACAGCUGCCUCUCCGCCUGCUGCAGCCACUGCAGCUAAACCUGGCAUCCCUGACACCAGUGUCCCUGAUACUCGUGUUCUUCUUUCCAAGCCCAUCAGUUCUGCUUCUACUUCUACAGGCAAGCAGGUGACCAUGAACUCCAGCCCUGCUACCGCUCCAUCAGGGCUAAGGACUCCAGCCAUGGCUUCUGAGCCAACAGUUGUCUCUUCCAGUGUUACCAGCCGUGUGACCCUCAUCUCUUUUCCAGGUUUCAUUCUAUCCAGUGAUUCCCCCGCAUCUUCCCAAAAUGACCUUUGGGGUUAUGACCCAUCUGACUCCCUGUCAGAAGGUGUUCUGGGAGGGAAAGGUGUCUUUCUGCUGGGAGAAAAAACUAGCCUUGUAGCAGCUUUGUUUUUUGGGGUGAUAUUCUUGUUGCUAGUUAUUGUGCUGACAGGGAAGAAAAUCCACGAAUCUCUUCAGAAGAGGCAUUACACCAGACUGGAUUACUUGAUCAAUGGAAUGUAUGCUGAUGUCUGA